This is a messenger RNA of Nomascus leucogenys (northern white-cheeked gibbon), 2012 nucleotides long. It is a transcript of the gene TUBB6, whose product is annotated as tubulin beta 6 class V. Lineage: Eukaryota; Metazoa; Chordata; Mammalia; Primates; Hylobatidae. Gene Ontology annotation, molecular function: structural constituent of cytoskeleton; GTPase activity; GTP binding. Gene Ontology annotation, cellular component: microtubule; cytoplasm. Gene Ontology annotation, biological process: mitotic cell cycle; microtubule cytoskeleton organization. The record is from RefSeq and is a predicted model, not a curated record.
GCCCGGCUCCCGGCAAAAGUCCCCCGACUGGCGCCCGCGCGUCCUCCCUCGGCUCUGCAGGCCGGGCCGCGGCGUCGAGCGGGGGCGGCGGGGCGGGGCCCGCAGCCAUUGGCGAGCGGCGGGGCGAGGGCGGGGGCGCGGAGGGUCGGCCCCGGGACGCACGCAGCCGGCCCGCAGUUGCAGCCGUCGUCCGCAGAGCCAGUGCCCAGCGCAUAGCCGCGCCCGCCAUGAGGGAGAUCGUGCACAUCCAGGCGGGCCAGUGCGGGAACCAGAUUGGCACCAAGUUUUGGGAAGUGAUCAGCGAUGAGCACGGCAUCGACCCGGCCGGAGGCUACGUGGGAGACUCGGCGCUGCAGCUGGAGAGAAUCAACGUCUACUACAAUGAGUCAUCGUCUCAGAAAUACGUGCCCAGGGCCGCCCUGGUGGACUUAGAGCCAGGCACCAUGGACAGCGUGCGGUCCGGGCCUUUUGGGCAGCUUUUCCGGCCUGACAACUUCAUCUUUGGCCAGACGGGCGCAGGGAACAACUGGGCGAAGGGGCACUACACGGAGGGCGCAGAGCUGGUGGACGCAGUGCUGGACGUGGUGCGGAAGGAGUGCGAGCACUGCGACUGCCUGCAGGGCUUCCAGCUCACACACUCGCUGGGCGGCGGCACGGGCUCGGGCAUGGGCACGCUGCUCAUCAGCAAGAUCCGUGAGGAGUUCCCGGACCGCAUCAUGAACACCUUCAGCGUCAUGCCCUCGCCCAAGGUGUCGGACACGGUGGUGGAGCCCUACAAUGCCACGCUGUCGGUACACCAGCUGGUGGAGAAUACAGACGAGACCUACUGCAUCGACAACGAGGCGCUCUACGACAUCUGCUUCCGCACCUUGAAGCUGACAACGCCCACCUACGGGGACCUCAACCACCUGGUGUCCGCCACCAUGAGUGGGGUCACCACCUCGCUGCGCUUCCCGGGCCAGCUCAAUGCUGACCUGCGCAAGCUGGCGGUGAACAUGGUGCCCUUCCCGCGCCUGCACUUCUUCAUGCCUGGCUUCGCGCCGCUCACCAGCCGCGGCAGCCAGCAGUACCGGGCCCUGACCGUGCCCGAGCUCACCCAGCAGAUGUUCGAUGCCAGGAACAUGAUGGCCGCCUGCGACCCGCGCCAUGGCCGCUACCUGACCGUGGCCACCGUGUUCCGCGGGCCCAUGUCCAUGAAGGAGGUGGACGAGCAGAUGCUGGCCAUCCAGAGUAAGAACAGCAGCUACUUCGUGGAGUGGAUCCCCAACAACGUGAAGGUGGCCGUGUGCGACAUCCCGCCCCGCGGCCUGAAGAUGGCCUCCACCUUCAUCGGCAACAGCACGGCCAUCCAGGAGCUGUUCAAGCGCAUCUCCGAGCAGUUCUCAGCCAUGUUCCGGCGCAAGGCCUUCCUGCACUGGUUCACGGGUGAGGGCAUGGAUGAGAUGGAGUUCACCGAGGCCGAGAGCAAUAUGAACGACCUGGUAUCCGAGUACCAGCAGUACCAGGAUGCCACCGCGAAUGACGGGGAGGAAGCUUUUGAGGAUGAGGAAGAGGAGAUCGAUGGAUAGCCGGAAUAGAGCCGCCCCAGCUCAGAUCCUACAACACGCAAAUUCCUUCUUGAACCCUGGUGCCUCCUACCCCAUGGCCCUGAAUGGUGCACUGGUCUAAUUGUGUUGGUGUCGGCCCCUCACAAAUGCAGCCAAGUCAUGUAAUUAGUCAUCUGAAACAAAGACUAAAACAGCAGAGAAUUGCGGGUUCUACCCAGUCAGAAGAUCACACCAUGGAGACUUUCUACUAGAGGACUUGAAAGAGAACUGAGGGGCCACAAAAUAAACUUCACCUUCCAUUAAGUGUUCAAGCAUGUCGGCGAAUUAGCAGGGAGUUAGAAACAGUCUUUUUCAUCCUUUGUGAUGAAGCCUGAAGUGCCAUGUUGCCUUAUAUGAAUAUGCAGUAUGGGACUUUGAAAUAAUUGAUUCAUAAUAAAAUACUAAACGUGUGUCUUCAUCUCUCUA